GUGCGGUGGGGCUGGCCGCUGGGCGGCGGCGGCGGGGCGGUGUGGCGUGGACAGUCUGUGGCCAUGGUCGUGGUGGCAGCCGCGCCGAGCUCGGCCGCUGGGGUCUCUAAAGUGUUGCUUCUGGCCACCCCCCCCGCCGCCGCCGCCGCCGCCGGAGCCCCGGCCGGCCAGACGCUGCCGCUCAUGGUGCCGGGCGAGAGAGGGGCCAGCCCGGAGGCGGCGGGCGGGGGGCCGCCCCAAGCACGCAAGCGGCAGCGCCUCACGCACCUGAGCCCGGAGGAGAAGGCGCUGAGGAGGAAACUGAAAAACAGAGUCGCCGCACAGACUGCCCGAGAUCGCAAGAAAGCCCGGAUGAGCGAGCUGGAACAGCAAGUGGUAGAUUUGGAAGAGGAGAACCAAAAACUUUUGCUAGAAAAUCAACUUUUACGAGAGAAAACUCAUGGCCUUGUUAUUGAGAACCAGGAGUUAAGACUGCGCUUGGGAAUGGAUGCGCUGGUUGCUGAAGAGGAGACGGAGACAGAGGCCAAGGGGAAUGGAGUGAGGCCAGUGACCGGGUCUGCUGAGCGCAGCACUCAGACUACGUGCACCUCUGCAGCAGGUGCAGGCCCAGUUGUCACAACCCCAGAACAUCUCCCUGUGGAUUCUGACAGCGUUGACUCUUCAGAUACUGAGUCUGAUAUCCUUUUUGGAAUCCUGGACAAGUUGGACCCAGUCAUGUUCUUCAAAUGCCCUUCCCCAGACACUAGUCUGGGGAACCUCCCUGAGGUCUGCCAAGAAGGAGCUAGUUCCUUACCAGCCUCCCUAUCUCUGUCAGUGGGGACGUCAUCAGCCAAGCUGGAAGCCAUUAAUGAACUUAUUCGUUUUGACCAUGUAUACACCAAGCCUCUAGUCCUAGAGAUACCCUCUGAGACAGAGAACCAAACUAAUGUGGUAGUAAAAAUUGAGGAAGCACCUCUCAGCCCCUCAGAGAAAGAUCACCCUGAAUUCAUUGUCUCCGUGAAGGAAGAACCUAUAGAAGAUGACUUCAUUCCAGAGUUGGGUAUCUCAGAUCUACUUUCAUCUGGCCACUGCCUGAAGCCAUCCUCCUCCCUGCUGGAUGCUUACAGUGACUGUGGAUAUGAGGGGUCCCCUUCCCCUUUCAGUGACAUGUCUUCUCCUCUUGGUGCAAACCAUUCUUGGGAGGACAGUUUUGCCAAUGAACUCUUCCCCCAGCUCAUUAGUGUAUAAGGAACAUCUAGUUCUGUUGUCUUUGUCCUUGACUAUUACAUGGCCUGGAGGACAGCAGAGAAGCCUAUGCUUCAUUCAAAAAGCCAAAGUAGGGGGCAUACAGCCCUAGAGAACUCAUGAA
Molecule: messenger RNA, 1348 nt
Organism: Dipodomys ordii (Ord's kangaroo rat)
Lineage: Eukaryota; Metazoa; Chordata; Mammalia; Rodentia; Heteromyidae
Gene: Xbp1
Product: X-box binding protein 1
Cellular component (GO): nucleus
Molecular function (GO): RNA polymerase II transcription regulatory region sequence-specific DNA binding; DNA-binding transcription factor activity, RNA polymerase II-specific
Source: RefSeq, a predicted model, not a curated record